Molecule: messenger RNA, 594 nt
Organism: Prionailurus viverrinus (fishing cat)
Lineage: Eukaryota; Metazoa; Chordata; Mammalia; Carnivora; Felidae
Gene: CRYBA2
Product: crystallin beta A2
Exons: 4
Coding region: 1-594 (197 amino acids)
Biological process (GO): lens development in camera-type eye; visual perception
Molecular function (GO): structural constituent of eye lens
Source: RefSeq, a predicted model, not a curated record
AUGAGCAGCGCCCCCGCGCCGGGCCCGCCGCCCGCCAGCCUCACGCUCUGGGACGAGGAGGACUUCCAGGGUCGCCGCUGCAGGCUGCUGAGCGACUGCGCAAACAUCGCCGAGCGCGGAGGCCUGCGCAGGGUGCGCUCCGUCAAGGUGGAAAAUGGCGCGUGGGUGGCCUUUGAGUACCCUGACUUCCAGGGACAGCAGUUCAUUCUGGAGAAGGGUGACUAUCCUCGCUGGAGUGCCUGGAGUGGCAGUGGCGGCCACCACAGCGACCAGCUGCUCUCCUUCCGGCCAGUGCUCUGCGCAAAUCACAGUGACAGCCGUGUGACCCUGUUUGAGGGAGAUAACUUCCAGGGCUGCAAGUUUGAACUCACUGAUGACUACCCAUCCCUUCCCUCCAUGGGCUGGGCCAGCAAGGAUGUGGGUUCUCUCAAAGUCAGCUCUGGAGCGUGGGUGGCCUACCAGUACCCAGGCUAUCGAGGCUACCAGUAUGUAUUGGAGCGGGACCGGCACAGUGGGGAGUUCCGAAACUACAGUGAAUUUGGCACACAGGCCCACACUGGGCUGCUGCAGUCCAUUCGAAGAGUCCAGCACUAA